AUGACGGCGGCUGGACAGGCGAUGGUUGUGCUGGUGCCCAUUCGGCCAAAGUCAGCCAUGACUUUCGUAAAUGACAAAGAUGCCGAACUCAUGGGCCUUGUCGACGAGGAGAAAGAGCGCUUGGCGCAAGUAGACAAGGACAAGCAGAAAGAGAAUCAGCUGAAGGCCUCUGACUUGGCAGACCUCCGCGCUGCUCGGAAGGAGCUGAAGAGGUCCCGGCAGGAAGAGGAGCAUGCGCGGAAGGAGGCCCUCGAGGCUCGAUUGAAGGCCAAGCCGGAGAAGGGGGCACCCGCGAUUCCGAGCUUUCUGAAGGUCAAAGCUGCCAAAGCAAAGGAUGCUCAGAAAGCCGAAGAUGCAGGCGAGGAUGUUCCUGACCCUGCAGAACCGGAUGCGAAGCAGGCCAGAGUAGAGGCCCCGGUUGAAGCCGCCAGUGCUCCGUCCGGCCUUGGGGGCCUCGGUAGCUAUGCGUCCGACAGUGAGGAUGAGGUUGAGUCCAGUGAGGACGAGGCUACAUGA
This is a messenger RNA of Symbiodinium sp. CCMP2456, 516 nucleotides long. The record is from the annotation of a GenBank genome assembly. NCBI's taxonomy places the organism in Eukaryota, Dinophyceae, Suessiales, Symbiodiniaceae.